This is a messenger RNA of Pseudogymnoascus verrucosus, 3525 nucleotides long. RefSeq lists its product as uncharacterized. The transcript is spliced from 2 exons. Gene Ontology annotation, biological process: regulation of transcription by RNA polymerase II. Gene Ontology annotation, cellular component: nucleus. Gene Ontology annotation, molecular function: RNA polymerase II cis-regulatory region sequence-specific DNA binding; DNA-binding transcription factor activity, RNA polymerase II-specific. NCBI's taxonomy places the organism in Eukaryota, Fungi, Ascomycota, Leotiomycetes, Thelebolales, Thelebolaceae. The record is from RefSeq and is a predicted model, not a curated record. The coding region runs from base 1082 to 2341 and encodes 419 amino acids.
CUCCCCUCCAAGUGCAGAUACAAAGCCCGCCUCACGCCCACACAAAACCCACCACCCAGCCCUCCGGCACCCACGCGCGCGUAUUCCCACCACCACCCGGCCUGAGCUUCCGCGAUCGACGCUGGUUAGUUAGUUAGCCUGUGUGCGCCGAGGAGGAGAGUUCUUACCUUGCCUUACUACUUACUUACUAUCACUUCUAACACUUGGAGCACCUUCUUACCUUUAUCUUACUUCAUCCGACUAUAACUGUUACUGUUGUUGUUGUUCUUGAGCAGGAAGGACUACGGGAUAUAUAUCUCCGCGCGACGAUUCUAUUGUCUGCGAUUCUACUGUUGGGAGAGAAGGGCAGUACAGGGAGUUACCACUACUGAGGCCUUUGUGCGAGGGUUUGUUAAUCUAUACGCCACGCCACCACGCUGAACACACGGGGUAAACCACGCAUCAGCGCAGUACACAACAUCAAGUCGAGUCUGAAUCUGAGACGAACGAGGCGCGCAGACAGAGAGAGAGACGGACGCCCAAAACGCCCAGCCAGCCAAAACAGAGGAAACCCACAGCGCACACACGCACACACGCACGCCCGCAGAUCCGGUUUUCACUUCCCACCCAGCCCAGCGCCCGAGUGGACAGGUGAACAGGAACGAACGAGAGCACCAGGGCUGAGUUGAGUGGCGAGGGUUUGAGAGGCUUGGGAUUUGGACUUGGACUUGGAGAGUGUGAUAGGAUAGGAGGGUGUAUAUAGGGUGGAGGAUUUGUGUAUACGACCCGCGAUAACGAGGAAGAACGGACUGGAUUGUGGAUUGUGGUGUUGAAAACGACGACGAAGAAAGGAAGGGAAGGAAGGUUGUAGAUUUGAUCACUACGACGUGGACGAUAAGAAGAAAGGAAGGAAGAAAGGAAGAAGGAGGACGUUUUUGACUACCAGACGACGAAGGGCUGCAGACGCACGACGACGACGAUAGAACCGCUUUUCUCCUCCCCGACACUGCGCGACUCCACGAGAACCAUCUACUUCGUCACCUGAGCACCUCGCUCACCUCCUCACCACCCUCGCCACACCACCACCACCACCACCCUCACCAUGGAACCCCCCCAACCCCUCACCGCCCGCCGCCCCGCCGCCUCCUCCCUCCCAACCUUCCAACUCCCCCCCCCCGACUCCAAAUACCCCCCCUACACCUCCACCGCCCCAAACACGCAGCAAUCCAUCCUCACCCCCCCCGUCUCCGCCGCCGACGCCGCCGCAGCCGCCUCCAACGGCCUCCCCCCCUACGGUCAACAAAUGGGGUAUUGGCCGCCUGUUGCGGGGGCGGUGCCGUUUUAUGCUUUUAGUAAUCCGUCGGGGGGACAGGGACAGACGCAGAGUCCGGGGCAGCAGCAGGGGCAGGGACAUCAGGGGAACCAACAGCCGCCGAUUUAUAAUAGAGCGUUAUAUGCUCCCCAGCCACCACAGUCGAAUUACCCCCCCAGACCACAGAGUUCGGAUGAAUCGAUACCUCCGCACCAGCAGCAGCAGCAGCAACAAUACAGCAUGUCGCUCCCCUACCCCUCUUCCUCCUCUGCAUCCGACCAACAGCAGCAGCAGCAGCCCGUCCAACAACAACAUCAAGCGCCACAACACGAUGCCUACGGUCCCCGCCCGCCUCCAACACCAACCUACGCCUUCCCGCCGACAACCGCGCAUCCCUUCCCGUCUUAUACGCAGCCCUCCCCACCGCCUGCGAGGUUAUCACCUACCACCACCACUGGCGCGGGAGCAGGGGGGCCGUAUCGUCCGUUCCCAUACGCCCUACCCACGCUCUCAGGCGCGGUAAUGUCGAACGUCCACUCCCCCGGCUCGCAACUCUCGCUCCUCUCCGCCCCCCCAGGCCACGGAAUGUCGCAACAGCAGCAGCAUCACGGUAUGCAGGGCAGCUACCCUCUGUACGCGUCCCAUGGGGUUCCGCAUGGGGUGGGACACGGGGGGUUGCAGCAGUAUGGAGUUGGAGUUGGAGGGGGCAUGCAACUGGGCUUGGAUAGGCCGUUUAAGUGCGAUCAGUGCCCGCAGAGCUUUAAUCGGAAUCAUGAUCUUAAGAGGCAUAAGAGGAUUCAUUUGGCGGUUAAGCCGUAUCCGUGUGGGGAGUGUGAGAAGAGUUUUUCGAGGAAGGAUGCGCUGAAGAGACACGUCCUAGUAAAAGGCUGCGGCAAACCCGCCCGCCCAACAUCAACCUCUCACCACCAAUCCUCAUCCAUCUCCGCCCCCUCCACCCAGCGCCGCUACACCACCACCGACAUCAAAACCGAAGGAACCCUCAGCUCCGACGCCGAGAGCCCCGGUGGGAGGAGGGGUAGCGACGAAUGAUUUUUCUCAACCUCACCUAGGACGGAGAAGAUGGAGUGAGGGGAUAGGGUUGCUGUUGUGCGAGAGGCUGGAGUUAGUGGACUGUUUAAUAGUAUACCCCGAGGUGGAUGGGGGUGCGGAAGGGUGGAUCUGAUAUGAUACAAUUCGAUACGAGCCGGCCCAUUCAUCCAUUCCUUACGAUUCGGUUCAAAUCAUCAUCAGCAGCAGCAGCAGCACUCCAGUUCGCCCACCACCUAUACUUUCACCCCACACCAUCCACCAUGAUGUCAAUAUCCUACCCACAAAAAAACAGACAACUAUACCCCCGCCUCGCCCCCCGAGUCCCGACCUCCUGAUAAGAUAACACAUCAUCGAACCCUCCUCCUGAAGUCUUCGCGAUCGAGGCAGCAGGUGGGGGGUUGUACGUCUGUUAUCUUCUCAAGAAGAGUCGGCACUAGGGGGGAGGGAGGGGGGAGGGGAGUUGUACUAGUAUCGGCGUCUUUUAUACCCCAAGGUGGUGGAGUGGAUAGGGGUUGUGUGAUGGAGAUGAUAUGGUACGAUUCGGUUCAUGGAUUCAUUCACUUCAUCGCCGCCCCCGCAGCAGCAGCAGCGCUCCAGUUCGCCCUCCGCCUCCUAUAUCCACCCCACCCAAGAUGAAAUGUUUUCUCCCUCCGGGGGGGCUUCGCUCACACCCCGCCGCCGAGUUCCGAGGCCAUGCAGCCAGCCAUGACGAUAUUUACGGCGUUUCUGAGGCUUCUAUUUAUGUAGAGAAGGUUUGGGCGAGGUAUGUGUCGGCGUCGCUGGAUGGAUGGGGUUGGAGCUUGGGGGAGGAGGAUGGCGGUGGUGGAGAUGGCGUGCUGUGUUAUGUUGUGACGUGGUACUUGUGUGUUUGUGGAGUAUGAUCUGGUCGAGGUGUAUGGGCUUUGGGUGAUCUCUGAGUCGGUGGAUGAUGGCUCGCUCCUUGGACGUGUUUUGGGGAUCGGAGGGGAUGGCUGUUGUUAUUGAGGAUAGAUGGAUGGGCGGGUGGAUGGCUGUUGGAGGUCUAUUGCUGGGGAUCGGAUUCUGUGGAUGGAUUCUGUGGAUGGAUAGUCCUGCGUUUGGGGGCUUUUUUUUUGCGUGUGCAUUUUUAUUGUAUUGUUUGUGUUGGUUAUACCACUGUGUGCGCGGCGAUCGGUUGGUCGGGGGGGGGGUUAUAUAUGUACGGC